Wyeomyia smithii (pitcher-plant mosquito) is the source of this 1956-nucleotide messenger RNA. RefSeq lists its product as uncharacterized. The record is from RefSeq and is a predicted model, not a curated record. The transcript has a single exon. Lineage: Eukaryota; Metazoa; Arthropoda; Insecta; Diptera; Culicidae. The coding region runs from base 1 to 1956 and encodes 651 amino acids.
AUGAUAGACAACUUCGUGGUCAAUCUCUCUUCCACGCAGUUUACACAGGCUGAUCUGAAGCUGCUUAACAAAGGCCUGAAUUUUGCCGUUCCCCCACAGUGUGCCCCUCUCGCUGAUAUGGUCAGUAAUAUUGAAGCUGCUAUUCAAUAUGAGAAUUUCACACUGCAAUCAGCAGUACGGCAGAAUGUUAAACAAUGUAUCUCACGAACGGUCAGCAAUCGAAAUAGUACAGAGAAUAACAGUUUUGAGAUGUGGUAUACGAUCCGCCAGUUAAGAACACGCAACGUGAUUUAUUAUCGUGCGGACAAGGGAAAUGCUGUUGUGAUUAUGGACAAGGGAGACUACGAGUCCCGCGUCUGUGACAUGAUCAAAGCCGGUCCGUACGAGGAACAUAAAUUUAAAAACGGCAAACCUAGGGAUCCUCUGAAUGCGAUGGUCGAGGAAGUAAAUUUCGCGCGACAGAAAGUAGCACAUUUAAUGGGUGAAGAGAGACUCGAGAGGAAAUUUCACGUCCCCAACCCGAUGGUGGCUUCGCUAUAUUGCCUGCCGAAGAUCCACAAAAAUCCAGUUGGAAUGAGACCGAUUUUCUCCAACAUUCGCACACCAACCGAGAAAAUGGCAGCGUGGUUGGUGGAAGAAAUGAAAAAGUACCCGAUAACCCACGGAAAAAGCGUGAAAAAUUCUGUAGAUUUGGUUCAGCAACUAGAAGGGUUCAAAAUUAAGCGAGGGGAAAUUAUGGUAUCGUUCGAUGUCACAGCCCUUUUUCCAAGCAUACCGGUUACCGACGCGUUAAAAAGCUUGCGCCAGCAUUUAGAACGCAGCCGGGUGCCACAUCACCACAUGGAAGCUUACCUUUUAAUUGCUGAGGUAUGUAUGAACCAAAACUACUUCACUUUCAGAGGAAAAUGCUUCAAACAGACGUUCGGCCUAAGUAUGGGCUGCAAACUUUCACCGCUGUUAGCCAACGUUUUCAUGAGCGAUUUCGAAGAGGCCGCGGGAAAAGAGAAUUAUUGCCCACGAGUAUGGAAAAGAUACGUGGAUGAUGUUUUUGCCCUGGUGAAAGAACGCUACCUACCCCAAACAUUAGAUCUGCUCAACUCCCGCCACAACUCAAUCAAAUUUACGGUAGAGCGGGAAGUUGAGGGUAAAUUGCCCUUCCUAGACCUGAUGAUCACCCGAAAGGAGGAUGGCACAUUGAAGUUUGGGAUCUACAGAAAACCGACGUCUACCGACCGUUAUAUAACGGCCGAUUCCAACCACUUUGGGGGACAAAAACAAGCAGCCUUUCAUGCCAUGGCCCACCGGUUGUUUAAUGUGCCAAUGGAAGCCGAGGAGUUUGCCAAAGAACAGCAACAAAUAUGCAAAGCAGCAGAAAUAAAUGGCUACGACAAAAGAUUCGUGGACAAAAUUCUAGGAAAACAAAAACGCAAACAAGAGAAACAACAAAUCACCACACUAUUGCCCGGAAGUAGUGAAAUAAAAAGGAUCAGUUUACCAUUCUACCCCAAAGUAACCAACCGAAUAAAAAAUACACUGAGAAGACUUAAUUUUCAAAUCGUGCACAAAAGCGAAAAUACAUUGCGGGACUUGCUAUGCAAUUUAAAAGACAAAGUUCCCCCAGAUGAGCAUUCCGGAAUAUACCGGAUUCUAUGCCAGAAUUGUCCCUCGGUGUAUAUCGGGCAAACUCGACGCAAGGUGAAAGUGCGAAUCAAAGAACAUAAACACGCCGUUGAUAAUGCAAAGUCCUGCGAAUCUAGUGUAGCCGCCCACACCGUAACUUUAGACCACCAAAUAGACUGGAAAAACGCGAAAAUUAUUAAAAACGUAAGAAAAACGUCCCACUUAAAUGCUUGGGAAUCGCUUCACAUCAGUAAUCCGACAGAACCGCUGAUGAACGAAGACGAUCCCCCCAUCACAUCCUGCCUAUUUAACAUACUAAAGCGGAGAAUCCCGUAG